Brugia malayi is the source of this 663-nucleotide messenger RNA. RefSeq lists its product as uncharacterized. Lineage: Eukaryota; Metazoa; Nematoda; Chromadorea; Rhabditida; Onchocercidae. The coding region runs from base 1 to 663 and encodes 220 amino acids. The record is from RefSeq and is a predicted model, not a curated record. The transcript has 7 exons.
AUGAGGACAUGUGCAGGACAUGACGCUGAGCAAUCGAGAACCAUAGGCACUGAAGAUGCGGCGGAUUCAAAAGGAAGAGUGUUACCGCGGCAAAUGAUUCGUAUCCAAAGGACUGAACCAGAAGAAAACGUUGUACGGACUGAGCUGCGAUUUGUUAUUUACCAAUCGAGAAAAGAUCUGGAGGAAAAAGCCCUUUUUGAGGAAAAUAUAAUCAAUGAGGCAAUACAAUGUUUAAUGAAAAAAUAUGCGGAGAUGAAUUUCGGACAAGUGCUGCCACCAAGCAUUCCAAAAGUUGAUGCUAACACAUUUGCAAAGACAUUACCAAAAGAGGAUGUAUCCAAGUCAUUUUCAUCAAAAUAUAUCACUGAUAAGGAGUGGAUAGGAGAAGCUCAAAAACGAUUAGAAUUGGUGGCAAAACGAGUGCAGACAAUUGAGAAAAGUGCAACCUCGAUUGCUCCUGAAUUUGCAGCUUUCCAGACGCAAUUGGCAACACUAUUGACCGAUCUAGAGGAACGGAAAAGAGCUGGUGGUAGUCCUGAUGCUGCUUUCUAUAAUGAUCAAGUUAUUCGCCAAAAACUUGAGCAAUUACAGCAAUUCGCUGCAACAACUGCUCAUGAAUACAUGAAUUAUGAAGUGCAACAAAAUGGCCUCCAAGCAGAUUAA